Messenger RNA from Spirometra erinaceieuropaei, 9759 nucleotides. NCBI's taxonomy places the organism in Eukaryota, Metazoa, Platyhelminthes, Cestoda, Diphyllobothriidea, Diphyllobothriidae. The record is from the annotation of a GenBank genome assembly.
AUGCUGAUGGAGUUCACCAUUGUGGAGUUUGGUGCCGGGGUGACGAUGGGGACGUUUGAGGACUCCGCAAGUGAAGUUGUCCAGCUGCCGAUCCAAUGGGUCCGGAGACGUCCGACGAGACCGAUCUGUGUAUGGAAUGUUCGCCGACAGUGUGAGCACGCUAAAAGUUAUGAGAUGUUUGGUCUAAGAGUCCGAGGCGCUAGCAAAUCGCUCCACGUUCGUUUCGCAUUGUCAGCGAGGACACGGUUGGCUUCAUAGAUUGAUGCCUAAGUUUUAAUUCAUCCUCUCCAGACGGUCUGUUCAACGCGAGGACCUCAUAGGUCGACGGAUGUGCUUGCAGAUCCUUUCAGCGAGACCCACAUCUAUGUACUCGGCCAGCUGAAGAAAGUGGAUGCCGGUUGCACAUUCCUCUGGAGCGACCGCCCAAAUUCACAGUAGCUUGACGCUGGCGUCGCUUUUGCCAUCCGGGCGACAUCAUGGGCGACAGUCCUGACUGCCGCAUGAUGUUAACGGCUGUCUCAUGAUUCUGCGACUGUUUUUUCAGGUAGUCAAAUUCAUCCCUCUCAUCAUUGCCCACGCCGCUCCUCCCAUCCCCAGCGUCCAAUCCAACGAGGUGAGAAAAAAGUUAUACAAGGCAGUCUAUGGCAUCCUGGAAACAGUGUCGAAGAUGGGCGAGCUGAUUGUCGCCGAUGCUGCCAAUGUCCGAGUCGAAACAGACCAAGUUGACUGAAGAAGAGUGUUGGGUUUCAAUGAAAUCGGCGGCUAUUACGAAAACGGCCUCCUUCUCCUUCUAGAGACCUACGCAUAACGCCACGUAUUCUGACCAACAUUCUCUUCCGUCUUUCGAGCGGGCGAUGUCGGCCUGAGUUCACCCACAAUCGCAACGCCGGCAGUUGCUGAACUACAUUCUCCUCCAGAGGCGAAAUUGACAGGACGAGCUGGUAACCAAGGCUGUCGACAACGCGCACGGUUGGACGGAUCACCGUUUCACCGUCCCGAAAAUGAUACUCUGUCUGGAACCUCGCAGGAAACCAUGUGGUAAGCGACCGCCUGUCCACCGCUUCAGUUUGGCCAGACAGAUAACCUGUGACUGGAGAACUUACAGGUUCCGGAAGAUAUCGUCAUCACUGAGACUCGAUGAUAAUAACUGUAGAGAACCGUCUACUUCACUGUCCUAGACAUCCCUGGAUGCACACAUCUUCCACAUCAGGGUUGCUUUGAUGACGGCGACGCAGAUAUCAGCAGUCUGCUCACCGAAAGGCCAAAAUAGACCAUCAGACUAACGCAAACAAAGACGCUUUCAUCAGAUGUCGCCGCCUUUUGCAGCAAUGACUGUGGGAGAUGGAGUAUAUCUGGAUGACUCACAGGACCGAGGAUGUCCAGGAAUAUGCGGUUUACAAUAAAACGGAGAACUUUUUCGAGUAAAUAAAGACGAUUUUUGGUCCUACAGCCAAAGGAACCGCUCCGACGCUCAGCUCCAAUGGACCAACACCCCUUGCCAAAAUUCGCAGAUUCUGGAAUAUUGGAUCAAGCACUUCAGAAGUGUCCUCAACCGUCUAUCCACGAUUUCCAACACCACCAUUGACCGACUCGCCAGGUGGAAACCAACAACGACUUGGACCUCCCUCCUACCUUUCGAGUUUAAACUCGCGUCGUCCGGCGAAACCUCGUAGCUCAAGUGGUUAGAGCGUUGGAUGUACUAAAGCCUUCUCCUUACUGCGUGGGUUUGACUCCCACCGAGGUGCCGACUUUUUCACAGUUGUGUCAAUAUGGAUCCCUACUCUUGCCGAUGAGGCGAACUUGCAAGAAUUGUUUUUCGACUGGUGGAAUAAUGCUGUCCAUGGCACUUGCAGUUUACAGCAUGCAGCUGUUCCAUGUCACAUCUCGGAAGUCGAAACCAGGUCCCCAGUAAGCGCCCUUGCCGUCUAAACGAAAUGCCACUCUGGAAGGCAGAAACACAGAAGAGCCUCGAAGUUUGGACUACGAACACUUUAGAGGUUCAUACUUACUGUUGAAACGCGGCCAAUUCCACAACUUUCCUGAUAGGCGUCUUCAAACAGGUUUUCGCAAUUUUCGACAGUGAAUGCUUCCUCAAAGUCUUCAGAAUCUUCAGAAGAGCACAACUUGAGCAUAAAAACCAAACAUGGAGACUGUGGACGUGGCGAAGCAGUUACCUAAUCGAAAAGUUUCAGGGACGAUCAAGCCACAUUACUGAAUGUGAUCCGCCUAGACCGGGAGAAUAACUUCUAUCCCAGUGGUGCCCCUUUUCAGCUGCGUUCUGGAAUCUGCAUUUUUUCGCGCUUCGAUGGCAGCCUCUUAUAUUUUAAUUUUCUGUGUUGUAGGGAAAGAACGCAUUUGAAUCAAUGUGCUCUUUAUCCCAGAAAUAUACAUACUUCUGCAACACUGAACUUUGACCCAUUACGCUCUCCAAGAUGUCGUUAGGGCUACUUAGUUGUGAAUUCGUCAUUAAUUAUAAGGGACAUUUUGACGUGAAAUCCAUCAAAGAAUAAAGCUUUAACUCGUGUCCUGCUUUGAAUUAUCAUAUACGGCAUUGUGGUGAAAAUCAUCGUGAUGUUUUCAUACUUUAUUAUCUUGCCCGUACAAAAAGGCGUACUUCAUUUUUUUGUGUUGGUUUAAAUACCAAGAAAAAUACAUUACUAAGGAACGCUGACAUUUCGAAAAUUAUCCGCUAUUUACAAUGACCGUCACUGGUACCUUAAGGUACCGUAAGUAUUUAAUCAGGCAACUUUUUCUUAGUCGGCAGCAAAAUUCACAGAAUUCGACUUCUCCAUUUGGGGACCCGAAAUGUGGAGGUCAUAUCUGCGGUUCGUUACAUCAUCAGGCUGACUGUUUCGCCUGCAAAGACAGGUCGUCCAUCUCCUCCCAUUUGACCUUGCUGAUACUCUGUAUAGUAUGAAGAACAAUAGAGCAACACGUUUUCAGACUCGCUACUACUGGUUACUGCCCUAGGUCACGUCAUCCAGUUUACAACAGAACAUUUCUCGCAACAAUCCACAAUUCUCGAGUUAACUUUCACUAUUCAAAACCUGGAGCAAAAAAACACUAUCACAUCAAGACCCUGCCAUCACCAGCCGCGGCCGGCCACGCCUUGCCGCCACCGCAAGACGUGUCUACGACGCGGUCAAACGUGGCCAUUUGGCGUGGCUAAGGCGUGGCCUUCGACACCACAGCCACGUUUAGCCACACCAUUCGAAAAAAAUGCGUGGCGGCGCCCCCAUUCUCCAAUUGUCCCUCCACCCUUUUAUGGCCCCCGUUUUUUAACUCGCGAGUGCACUAAUUGUGGACUUUCGGCUGACGCAGUACGAUUACAGUUCACUGAAGCCUUCCAGCUUCGGCUAAAGCAAAUCGGUGAUAAAAACCCGCGUAUGCGCACAACCGGACAACCUACAGGUUCUCCCCAUUCUCAAUUCGUUUCCCGCCCCUUUAUGGCUUCCGUUUUUUACUCGCGAGCGCACUUGUUCUAAACUGUCGAAAAUCGCAGUACGAUUGCAUGUUACCGGAUCCUCCCAGCUUCGGCUAGAGCAAAUCAGCGAUAAACAUCCCGCGUAAGUGCACAACCGGACAACCUCGCUAGCGUUCACUCUAUCCCACGGCAUAGGAAAGUGUAGAGACAAUGAUUAGAAACGAGGGUUUAUUGAGUAUUUGCAAAUGAGAACUCGGUAAAAAAAAUACAGGUAGGGAUGCAGUUCUCCAAUGGACAUUAAAGGGUUUCCCCUGGUAAUCGGCGGUUCCUGCAAAAAAAGAACUGUUGUAAAACGUGGAUGAUGCUUUUGUCAUUGAAGUAAUCCAUAAUGUUAAUAACAACAGAAAUGCAAUUCCUAGGUUGCGUGUCAUAAGCAAGGUUCCUUCGGGGCUGGCCAGACGCGGGUCUGGCGUUCCGAGUAGUGAUUCGUCUGUCCGUCCCCAGACACUGGAAAUUCACGCACACAGUUCUAUGUACAUGACCCUAAUUGACCUCGUGUGGGGCUACAUCGGAUUCGCAUUUCAAUAUGACUAGUUUGGCCUCCCUCCCCUCAUUGACUGCGGAGAUGAUUGGCGGCCCCAAUGGUCCCUCGUCAUAACUGCCUCGUGCGAAGAAAAUUCAUAAAACGAAAUUGGGGGCAAGUUAAUUUGUGCAGUUGUUGAUGGAGCUGUCGGUGGAAAAACGGCUAGGCGUCUUUCAACCCGCCCAAACAUGUAAUCAUUGCCUCGGCCAACAACCUCAGGGCUGAUGCAGAGAAGCCCGGAAGUCCUCCGCCAAAUAAUUUAUUUGCGCGUGACGGCGCGAAGUAAUUAUGGACGCUAAUUAUAUACGCGGUCAACCAGGGCGGCCGCGGCCCUGGUCACAGUAAAAUAUGGGUCCAACACAGACCCGAAACCGGUCAACGAGGGCCGGGUAAGGCGUGCUCUCACUUUUCACACUCAAGAGAUAGGUGGAAGGAUUUACUACGUCUGCGGACGUCAUACCUCAGGCAGAUAUCAUCGAGUAAUUUAACAAUGUACUCUGCAAUAGUUAUUACAAUAUAAUAAUUAUUAUUGCAAAGUGCACUGUUAAUUCAUACAUACUAGUAUGUAUGCAUAAUUCAAAAAUGCAUACUAUCAUUAUAAUUAUUGAAAAGAGGGAAAUAGCAUGAAGUGUGUGAAUAGCAGUCUUUUUCAGUUAACUUACGUGUGCUUCGGAGGGAAAAGUUGUGGGCAUGCGAGUUCAUCAGUGGGGACUCCUUGAAACUGAACACAUUUAACCAGUAAUUCAAAGCAAACUCGAAUGUAUCUUCAUGUUAAGUUCAUUUUGUUUUGGAUACUUAUUUCAAUGACGUUCAGAAAUAGUUAUUUUGCAUGGCGCUAAAGCUAGUCACCAUUCCCGGAUCUUUUUUAGUAGACGUGACGUAAAAAUUUAGAAAUCAGUAACUCUGAUAUUUCAAAUCCGACAAAUUUGUACGACUUUUCUUAAACUUACCACAUCCUCAAAUGUCAUUCAAAACUAAUCUUAGAAUAUUUUUGAUUGUAACUUAAAUUGCAAUUUAUACACUUGCCAGGUCAGAAUUUAACUUUCUUCUACGAACCUUUCCCUGCUUCCACGUGUUUUUGCUUGAUUUUAUUCCGACCUUUUCCUCCGCUGUAGUAUUCUCAGUUGUUUUUUUCAACUCCCCUGUAAUCAUUAUCCACGUCGCAAUGCGUACACGUUCGCUCUUGGUCUGUAUUCCGACAGUUAUAGGUGCCGUUGGAGAACUAUUUCUGAAUUGGUUAAACAGUUAUCGUCAGUUAUCUGGCCAGUGCAUGCGACAGAGUGCGUUCGCAGGUACCAAUGCAGCAGAAUCUAGAUACUCAAAAAACAAAACUAUUGUCAAAGGGCACGCAAUAUUCAGGGAAUUGGAAAACAGCUGUUUCACUCCGACUCCGGCAUCACGAGCGUCCUUUUAUGUUUGAAAUUAUCUAAAGGUUAUAGGGGAUUCGGGCGCGUGGUUUGAAUUGUCGGCCGUCGGCCGUUGUAACACUCGUCCUCGGCACAUUUUCUCCUUACUUUCUGCGUUGCAAUUAUAUCUCUCCUUGAGGAAUUCCCGUUACGUCUCCUCUUUUUCGUCGUGUUCUCAAUCCCAGCUUUGUUUAACUCCUUCCGUUUUCAAUUCUUCCCGUAAUUUGUAUUUGCAGCCCGAAUGCCUGUCUGCUAGCCGCUGUGCUCCCAAUUACUUUUUUCCUAGACAAUUGAGCAUGCCUGACUCGAGUCCUAUAUCUGUUCACAUUCUAGCAGUAAGGCAUCGGGCUGUUUUCGCACUUACUAAGUUCCAUAACUGUGUCUAGACACAGCGUCCAAAUUGCAUAAGAGUAAUAACCAAUGACGUUUCAGAGCUAGAAUCUCGAUAAAUAGAUAUUAUCCGUAUAUCGACUCGAUAUCUAUUGCUACUAGGGCUCUGUCUACCCUUUAAUGGCAUAUGCCAUGCAUAAAGUAUGCAAGUCCGUCAAAUUCAUUUGAAACUGCGAAGGUUGAUAGCGCGAAAUGAAUGAAAUCGUCAUAGUCAAUAUUCAGUAUUUGGAUAAAAAUAUACCCGCUAGGAAGCGUUGCCCUUGUGGAAUCUUUAUGAAUGGGUCUUAUCAACCUAAAGUAACCGGUCAGGGCGUCUCACAUCAGUGCCUCGUCUCCAAUGCACACAGCCCCACUAAGAUAAGCCGUCCUUUUCUAGCUCAUUAAUCUCCACUAAGUAGCAAAUUUGUUGUUGCAGCUUUCCGGCUCCCCAGUUAUAUGCCUCCACGUUCCUUUCUUGCAAGUCGAAGAACUAUCGAGUCCGACAAAAAUUGAUGUUUAUUUCUGCUGCGACUGACACAACUACGAGUUCCAAACCAAAUUAGUCGGCGGAACCCAACCAACGGGGUAAAACCGAUUGAUAAAGCGGCUCGGUAACAAUAACUACAUGCAUUCUUGGCACCCUCUACAACCCUAGCGCUUGCACGGUCGUCUGGUGUUCGACCCCAGACCGUCCCGUAACUAAUGCAGACCGCAGUCGAUUUUGUCAAAAACAAGCAUCCGGAACGAAGCACACUUCCGAAACACGCUUUGUGGUAAGCCUCACCUCCGGGUCCGCGAUGACUGCAGUCAGUUAUUGUAAAGAUGCCUCCGAGUAUAGGAAAACUGGGUAACAGAAAGCAACUGGUAAGAAUUGCCCUCUCCUGCAAAUGUACAAGUUCUGCUCGGAGUACCGGUAGUGCUGUAGUUAAAUGCUUCUUUCCGUGAUUGCCUGUCCAGCCCAUUGGUCGCCGAACAGCACAUGACUACCCGCGUGUGAGACCUUUGUCAAACAUCCUUAAUAUUUAUGUGUUAUAACUCAUCCCACUCCAAAGUAUUUGUAUUUAUUCACACGUCUGUAACUUGACCUUUGAUUCCACCGAAAGUAGCUAUCGUUCUGCUGCUCACAAGUGCCGAGAACAAUGUUGGGACCAAAUGCAUAGAUGCACUUUUUCCUACCACAAGAAAUCGGGAAAAACGACACGGUCAUUGGACCCGAGCAUCGUUGGCUGGUGAUAACGAAUAUGCCCGAAUUAAAAUAGCUCUAACAACUGAUGAACUCGCCAACAAACGAUGAUCGAAUUGUGCCAGAAAAUGUAGAGAUUCCAGAAUUUUUCAGUGGAAAAGAAAUCGCGAGCUCCAACUAGCAGUAAGAUUGGAGGAAAGUCGAUCACGGGAAUUCAAAUUAGGGUCUAUUAUCAGAGUCAAACUCAGAUGAGGUUACUGCAUUACGCAUAUGUUGCGGCACUUGUAGUAUGAGAUCGCUGUACUGCUGCAUACCAGUCCGUGACACCAUUGAGGUCGGCUAGAUCAGUCAUGAUUACAGUUCUACCAAGUAAAAGUGCUCGUCAAAAUUUGCGGCUGGCAUAUCCAGCUCGGAUUGUUGCAUAUAGUACGAUAUUUGCUUAAUUGCCUGCAGCCGAGUCGUUAAUUUUUGAAAUAUCAUUACUCGUUUGGGUUCUUGGACCCACUAACUGGAAACAGUGCUCCCCGAGCGGCUAUUUACUAUGCCUAGGCAGUCUCAACACAGAAUGUAACGGAGAUGGUCAUCUUCCGUGUUACUCGGCUGAGGGCCAGAGAACCAUAACUAGAGAAGUUUGCGGCUCACGCGGUUGUCACCGUUCUCGGAAUUUCGGCUUGAUCGAACUUGAAUGUGUGGUCGGGUCAGGCAAAUAAAGCUCUUGUUGCCUUCUUUCCGACUGCUUCUUGGAACGCGCCCCUUCACUUAUUUAACAUAAGUUGUCGAACGAGCUAAAACAAUAAGGGCGUUUUGAUUACCAACCCGUAAUGUGCUUUGUGUUGUUUGGAGUAGCGAUCACUCUAACCUACUGUAGAUGUUUUUAUUUAAUCCGAUCCGUUUUGCUCCCACACGAGGUCGUAAGCAAGUUUAAGAAUAUUUUAACAAACCUAUUGAUCAAUUCUAUAUUCUUCGGUUUUUUUCUGACAUCAAACCUGCUACUUCCGGCUUCAUCCAGCUCCCUAAUCCUCCAUCUCGCUGCUCCCCGCGUACAUCUUUUGGAUGUUCGUGGGGAUCUUUGCCUAAGUUUGUGCAAGUAGCACCCGCUGUCGCGACUGAUGUAAAUCACUCCAUGUAGUAGUUAUGACCGUAGCAAGCACACGAUUAUGGCUGUAAGAGUCAGAACGAGAAUACCCUAUAACAGGGCUUUAUUCGUCUUACAAUUGACGUACUGAGACUAAAAAGAGAAAUAGAAAAGUAGUAGGUAAGGUGGAAUUUAGCCUGGGGCUUAUGUUGGCAUGACACUCCAUAGUUCUCCUAUCGCAUUCGUUAUAAUUCACCCUUCAACAACUAGAACAUAUGUUUACUUAAAUUUUCUUUAGUGUCAUGCAGUACGGUACUUUGGCAGCUUGUGUGGUUACCCCCUACAUUGGUGGAUUCCUCGGAUCCCCGGUGAUCAAGCGCAACAUGGAGUGGUAUCGUAGUUUAAAGCGACCUCCACAUGCACCGCCUGAGUGGAUCUUCAUGCCGGCCUGGAGCAUCCUCUACGGUUGCAUGGGCACCGCAUCGUACCUUGUAAUCAAGGAGGCUGGACAACAGGAUGUGCGUCUCCCUAUAGCUGUUUAUGGCGCCAAUCUCCUACUAAAUUUCUCAUGGACGCCAGUCUUUUUCGGGAUGCACCGCCUUAAGACUGUAAGUUACUCUCUUGUCCUUAGACAUUUCCGUAUGGUGAUUCUUUUGACCUGGAUACACGGCCUAUUCGCGCCUGCUUUUUGUUCGUUCUACCGCCAUAUUCAUUCUCGAGUCUGGGUUUGAAGUCCUGUGAUAAGCGUUGCUACUCCGGCUUUCGAUUAACCGUUGACAUAUACUCUUGAAUCGGUUAAGAGAUCCAAGGCGGUUCGGGACUAAAGAAUGUCUGGGCGGUUACGGGUAGUAACAGUGGCGAAGACAAGGUUUCUAUGGUCCCAACCAGUCCGUCUCUGUAGCAGCCGACGACGUUGAGGACGACACACCCACGGUCUAGUAAGGCACUUUGAGUCUUUCUGGGCCACAGAAGCACUAAACAAAAUUGAUAAUCACCACGCCAAACACACGUACUUGCAUAUCAUAAGAAAAAGUAGUAAGUGUUAAAAAUAUAUUAAUAGUAGAAGACGAGUCAAUACACAAGAAGAAAGGGAGCGUGUUACAUGUACAAUUGACUGCCGACCAGAGCAAUCGUUUUUUAAUUCUGAGAAAUACAUACCUCAGAGGUGUGCUUCUGAUUGCCAUCGGCCUAAGUAUUAGCUCAAGGUUAUGUUCCAUGCCUACACUAAAGAAAUAUUGCAGCGGCAUUUGUUGCUUUACCAUCGUUGUAGUUAACCUAGUAACUUCAAAAUGCCUGUCUAGCGUCGUCCCUUGGCAUCGGCCCAGUUUUCUGAUCGUAUUCCGGUUUUAACCCGCUUGGAUUAGCAAUUCUGAUCAAAUAUCAGUGCAGUGGUUUAUUGUCACUGCACGUUGGUAGUUGUGACCAUCGCGACUUCGAUGCUUGUGCGUUCUUACAGACAAAAGAUUAUGAGUGGUGAAGAAGGCAAUUUUUGUUCGUUCACUUCGGGGUAACCCGUGACCUCUUUCCCUCAUUCAGUCUGUCGCAAUCAUUCUCGCCACGACAUUCAGCGCCUUCGGUUGUCACUACCUGUUUCAAAAAGUAAAUCCCACCGCUGGCCUGUUGAUGCUGCCCUACGUUCUAUGGCUCUGUUUCGCCUCCUCGGUCAACAUUGGCACGGCUCGACUCAAUUCCCCGCCUGCGGAAGAAAAGUCCGCCUAG